AUGCCUAUUAAAUUGUCAUCCACGCCAGAAGUUGAUUGUUUUGUUGAUGAAGAUGUGCCUCCAAAGACAACCAAUCAUACACAACUAACCCUUAAGCCUACCUUUGUCACCCAACCUCCUUUCCCAAGCAGACUUAAGAAGACUAAAAAGGAAGCGGUUGACAAGGAAAUUAUUGAUACAUUCCACAAGGUAGAAGUGAAUAUUCUUCUUCUUGAUGCUAUUAAACAAGUGCUACACUAUGCCAAGCUUUUGAAAGAGUUGUUCACUAAUAAGUAUGAAUCUAUUCCAUGCUCCACUCCAAUUUUGUGUGGGAGACCAUUCAUGAAAACUGCAAGAACUAAGAUUGAUGUGCUUGACGAUACAUUGACCAUGGAAUUUGAUGGGGAGACAAUUCAAUUCAAUAUUUUUGAGGCUAUGAGGUAUCCAAGUGAUGCACAUGUUGUUUACUCUCUUCAUGUGUUAGAUAUCAUUUCUAAACGAGUCUUAGAUUUGCAUAAUGAAUAUUGUUUGGAGGUUACGUUGAAAGAGCAUCUUGUGUUGACCGAUGAGGAUUUUUCUGAUGAGAUCAUGGAUGUCAUAACCACACUAAAUAGUGGUUUUGACAAGACUUUUAAGAAGGUUGCAUUUCUGGAUUUACCGAUUUCUAAUGAGAAAUUGCAGCCAUCAAUUGUUCAAUCUCCUACACUUGAAUUGAAGCCACUUCCGGAGCAUCUUAGAUAUGUUUACCUAGGGAAGAACGAGACACAUCCAGUUAUAAUUGCAAUAAAUCUUAACCAAGUUCAAGAAGAAAAAAUAUUAAGAGUACUUCAAGAAUAUAAAACAGCAAUUGGUUGGUCUAUUGCUGAUAUUAAGGGGAUUAACCCUUCUAUGUGCAUGCACCGAAUUUUACUUGAAGAAGGGUCUAAACCAACACGUGAGGCACAACAGAGAUUAAAUCCACCUAUGAUGGAGGUUGUGAAAAAGGAGAUACUGAAGCUCCUUAGUGUGGGUAUUAUUUACCCAAUUUCAGACAGUCAAUGGGUGAUUCCAGUUCAGGUAGUGCCAAAGAAGUCGGGAAUCACAGUGGUAAAGAACGAUGAAAAUGAGCUGGUGCCAAAAAGAAUGCAAACCGGGUGGCGAGUUUGUAUAGGCUACCGAAAGUUGAAUGCGGCAACUUGUAAAGAUCACUUUCCAUUACCUUUCAUUGAUCAGAUGCUUGAGAGGUUAGCAGGUCAUCCUUAUUAUUGUUUUCUUGACGGUUAUUUGGGUUAUAAUCAGAUUUUUAUUGCUCCUGAAGAUCAAGAGAAGACAACCUUCACAUGCCUUUUUGGUACAUUCGCUUUCCGACGUAUGCCGUUUGGGUUAUGUAAUGCUCUUGCCACUUUUCAGCGAUGUAUAGUUUUGGGUCAUGUGAUUUCAGUCAAGGGAAUAGAGGUUGAUAAGGAAAAGAUUGAUAUAAUUCGUUCUCUACCAUCUCCGACUAGUGUGAAAGAAGUGAGAUCAUUCCUUGGGCAUGCCGGGUUCUGA
This is a messenger RNA of Humulus lupulus (European hop), 1506 nucleotides long. RefSeq lists its product as uncharacterized. The record is from RefSeq and is a predicted model, not a curated record. Bases 1 to 1506 code for a protein of 501 amino acids. The transcript is spliced from 3 exons. Lineage: Eukaryota; Viridiplantae; Streptophyta; Magnoliopsida; Rosales; Cannabaceae.